Molecule: messenger RNA, 645 nt
Organism: Acaulospora morrowiae
Lineage: Eukaryota; Fungi; Glomeromycota; Glomeromycetes; Diversisporales; Acaulosporaceae
Source: the annotation of a GenBank genome assembly
AUGGAAAUUGAUCAUAGUUCAAACAUUACUUCCUCCGGUAUGUCGAAGGAAAUAAGUCGAGAAUUUGUCAAAAUUUUCGCCAAAAUAAUAAUGACUAAUGAAAGAAUGAGGGUUUUAUACCAUCUCGCGAGGCGAAAUCGACUAAUUUGUGGUAAUCUGGUGAGCAGGGUUGAUUCUGUUAAAUACAAAUUGUAUCAUGUCAUGGAACUUAAGAUGAAUAAAGAUACUGGGUUUUAUAGUCAAGAGAACUAUUUUACAAUGCAGAAACUUUUAGCUAAUCUUGAAAAGAUAAAAGAGUUCAUUGAUGACUUGUCUCAUUCAAGAAAACAUUUUACGAAUAAAUCAGUUCAUACAUAUUAUGAGUUAAUAAAUGAGAUGGAUAGUUACGUAGAAACCUUGAAUGCUAAGAUAAAUGUGAACAUGAAUUCUAAAGGUAAAUCACUGCUGCAAGAAAUCGAGGAAACUGAAAUUGAGGAAGCUGAAAUUGAGGAAUCCGAAAAGUUUAUUAAUAGUAUUCCUGAGAAAAAGAAAUUGGAUACAAUAGAAUCGAUUAAGUCCUCGUGCAAUAAUACCUCUUCUACAUAUUUAAAUUUAUCUUGUCAAUUAAAUUAUUCGGUAAGGGAAUCAAGUGGCUUUAGCAAUUAA